AUGAAAGUUCUCUUCUACGCCAGUUUGUCCCUGUUUGGCCUCGCCAUUGUGAGCGUCCACGGGGACAAGAAGAAUGCCAUGAACUCCAUCAAAAACGAAGGCAAAAAUAAAGCCAAAAGCCAAAACGCCGGAGCAAAUACGAACAUGCAGGAUUUGUUCAACUACGAUGAACUCGAAAAAAUAAAAAAACUCAUAAGCGAAAACAAGUUGGAGGAAGCGAAUGCCCUAUUUAACGAAUUGAAAAAAAUAUACAGUAACAAUGAAAAGGAUGGAGCAAGUGGCAACUACAUGAACAAUAACAAUUAUGCAAAAAAUAAAGGGGAAAAUAAAUUAGCUCAAGAUAUGAUGUAUCACAGUCAGAACUUUUUUAACAAUUUAAUAAAUCCUAAUGAUCUUCAAGAAAUGAUAAAAUUUUAUUUGUACUUGCAAGAUCUUUUAAGUUCCAAAAAUGAAACUUCGGAAAAAAAAAUGGUCAAAACAUUUCUCAGAAAAACAAUACAAAAAAUGAAAGACAAUGAAAACAGUGAUGAAAAAAAAUCCAUUGAUGAUAUCAUUAAGGAUAUAGAAGGACAUUCACAAAUGCUAGAAAAACUAGCAGAGCUUAUGAAAAUAAAAAAAGAAAAAUUACAAGAUGAGGAAGUCAAAAAUAAAUUAAACCAAAUACUCAUUGGGAUGAUGAAAUUCAUCGAUUACACAAACAAUAGCGAUAUUGCAAAGACACUCAUGGAUGAAAUUAAAAUUAAGGAAGUUAAAGACGCUGAUGGUGCGACAAAGCCUAAGCUCGAAGUCAACAUCGGCAAUAGCCAAGCCCACUUGGAAAUGUUACAAAAGGCUACCAACUUCAUGGGCAUGAAUAUUGACCCUGAGGAGCUUAAGAAUCUCACCAUCAACAAUAAGUGGUACGAGAGUUUUCUCAACAAUCUCCUCAACAACUCGGAUGAACUGUGA
Plasmodium fragile is the source of this 948-nucleotide messenger RNA. RefSeq lists its product as uncharacterized. Bases 1 to 948 code for a protein of 315 amino acids. Lineage: Eukaryota; Apicomplexa; Aconoidasida; Haemosporida; Plasmodiidae. The record is from RefSeq and is a predicted model, not a curated record. The transcript has a single exon.